This is a messenger RNA of Rhineura floridana, 2463 nucleotides long. RefSeq names its product interferon-inducible GTPase 5-like. The coding region runs from base 663 to 2459 and encodes 598 amino acids. The transcript is spliced from 3 exons. Gene Ontology annotation, cellular component: membrane. Lineage: Eukaryota; Metazoa; Chordata; Lepidosauria; Squamata; Rhineuridae. Gene Ontology annotation, molecular function: GTPase activity; GTP binding. The record is from RefSeq and is a predicted model, not a curated record.
UCCCCCGUUCUGGUAUUAUGGACGAGGGAGAGUCUCUGCUACAGAAGCAAAAAAACAAAAUAAAAGCAACCCCUCCCAAGGGAACCCAGGAGUCCCGGCCACCAGCCAAUUCCCCGCCCCAGUUUCGGGAACGGAGGCGUCCCAGGGGCAAGACCUACCCGUCCGUUGCCAGCCGUUGGCUCUUCCCUUCGCCGCCCGGAGACCGCUUGGAUGCUGCUGCGCUGCUGUCCUCGCCUCGGAAACAAACGCGCAAAACAGAUGCUGGGAAACCGAAACCUUCGCGACUGGGGUGGUGUCAGCGGCUCCUCCUCUUCCUCCCGGCUGGCUGCAUCUCUCAGCUGCCGGAAGGACUCACUCAUGUCUCGCGGGUGCACAAGGGGCGAAGCGGGGGGAACAGCCCGGAUCGCAUAGCGGCAGGGAAAGGACGAGAUGAGAUGAGACGAGGAAGCGGCCGAAGCGGGGACGUCGCCAGGGAGCCGAGCGAGAGAGGCCGGGACACAGCAGGCCCGCAGUUUUGGAGCGGGUAAGGGGGCCGAGAUCUGUGGCUGCUCCCACCGUCGUUUUCAGCCGCCCUAAAACGAGGCGUCGUUCAAGACCGUCUGAUCAUCUUCCUCUUCUGAUAGAAAGUAUCUCCUGAGAAGCCCUGUUUUUCUGCACCCAGAAUGCCUCUAAAGACCCCUCAGAGCUCCGUUCCAGGCUCCCCAGACCAGGGGGACGUCUCUGUGGUCCUUGUGGGCAAAUCUGGGGUGGGCAAGUCUGCCCUUCUUAACGCCGUGCGAGGGAUGACAGAAGAUGAUGUUGGAUGUGCGCCAGUGGGAGCCCCGCCAAAAUCUGAGGGGCCCGUCGUGUACCCCGACCCAUCCCAUCCCAAUCUAAUGAUGUGGGAACUGGCGCUGGAUUGCGAGGGCCAAGCCGACCGAUGGCUGGAGGAGGGAGACGUGUUUGUUGUGGUGACCGAUGGAAAGUUUGACGAGACGCAUGCCCACCUGGCUACGGAGGCCCAAGCGGCUGGCAAGAAGGUUUAUUUUGCCCGCACGAAGGCUGACCUGGAGCUGCACACCCUCAAGCGGCUGAUGGGCGAGGGCUACGACCGGGCCGAGGCCGUGAAAGCCCUGAGGGGGGUCUGUGCUGAGUCGUUGGGGGCCCAUAGUCUUGAGGAGCCCUUUGUGUUCUUGAUCUCUGCUUUCGAGCCCUACGCACUGGACUGCCACCAACUGCGAGAGGUGUUGCUGAAGGAUGUCUGCAUGUACGAGAGGAUCCUAAAGCCUACCCGCUUGGACUACGAUGUGAUCAGCGAGCGGGAGAUUGCUGAGAUCCAGGAGGCCUAUGAGCUGGGAGGCCUCUCGGAAGUGGUGACGCGCAUUCAGUGCAGCCUGGAGACCCUCUGGAACGCCCAGCUUGAUAUUGCCAUCACAGGGGAAUCAGGUGCCGGAAAAUCUACAUUUGUCAAUGCCCUGAGGGGUGUGACCGAUGAAGAGGAGGGCGCAGCUGAAACAGGUGUGACUGAAACCACAGCUCAGCCUACGCCAUAUUCCUACUCCGGCCACCCCAGUGUCACCCUGUGGGAUCUCCCCGGCAUUGGCACGCCCAACUUCCAGGCUGACCAUUACUUAGAAGCGGUGGAGUUUUCUCGCUAUGAUUUCUUCAUCAUCCUGGCCUCGGAGAGAUUUAAGGAGAACCACGUUCGUUUGGCCCAGGCCAUUGUCAGAGAGGGGAAGCAGUUCUAUUUUGUACGCACCAAGGUGGACAAUGACCUGGAGUCCAUGAGGAGGAGGAAGAACCCACCGACUGAAGAAGAAGUUCUGCAGGAGAUCAGGAACGACUGCCAGGAGAAACUCGCCAAGGCCGGGCUGGCGGAUGCCAAGGUCUUCUUGCUCAGCAGCUUUGAGAUCAACAAGUUUGACUUCCAAGUCUUUGAGGAAACUUUGGAGCAAGAGCUACCGAGCCACAAACGCCAUGCUUUCCUGUUGUCCCUGCCCAACGUCUCCUUGGCAAUCAUCGAAAAGAAGAGGCAGCUCCUUCACCAGGAGGUUUGGAAGGUGGCUUUGAUCUCCAGCUUGGUGGCGGCUGUCCCUUUGCCGGGCCUUGCCUUCACCUGCGACGUCUCGAUUUUGCUGAGGAAGCUGUCCACCUACCGGCAGGACUUUGGCCUUGACGUGGCGUCUUUGGCCCGGCUGGCCGAGCGCUCCGGAAAACCUCUGGAGGUCCUGAGGGCUGAAGUGCACAGCACUCUAGGGCGAAGCAUUAACAGGGAUAUUGUGAUUGGGUUGCUGGGGAAGGUUACUGGAACAGGCCUGGUGGUGGCGAAUUUUCUCAUGCAUCGGAUCCCGAUCUACGGAUCCCUGGCUUCCGGGGGCAUUUCCUUCCACACCACUUACUCCAUGCUGAGCCAAUGCUUAGAAGAGCUGGCUGCUGACUCCCAAAAAGUCCUCAUGAAGGCCUUUGACAGUGAGGUCUGAUGUG